This is a messenger RNA of Sarcophilus harrisii (Tasmanian devil), 5130 nucleotides long. RefSeq lists its product as uncharacterized. Gene Ontology annotation, cellular component: membrane. Bases 547 to 1518 code for a protein of 323 amino acids. Lineage: Eukaryota; Metazoa; Chordata; Mammalia; Dasyuromorphia; Dasyuridae. Gene Ontology annotation, molecular function: peptide binding; G protein-coupled receptor activity. The transcript has a single exon. The record is from RefSeq and is a predicted model, not a curated record. Gene Ontology annotation, biological process: G protein-coupled receptor signaling pathway.
UGAAUACCUAUGUAACAAGAAUUUUUUUUAAGGAAAGUAGUGUGUAAACCUUAUUGUGAUAUACAAAGGUGAGCUAUUAUUUAUUUUUCAUUCUCUUUUCCCAGAACCAUGGGUAGAGAGGAUUAAUGUUGAUUCAGCGGUCAAUAUCCAUAUGACCUUAAAAUAGAUAUUUCUAUAGAAUCUCUAGAUAAUAAAUUUCUGUUCUUUCUUGUCAGAAAAUUAUAGGUCAGUGUGCAUGCUGCAAUGCUAUUAAUAUAUUCCCAUGACUAUUAAUUAAGUGAUGAUACCUAGUGCUUUCUCAUAAUAGGAAUGUCCCCUUGAGAGGACAAGAUACACUCCUUUCGGGAAGCAUCUAGUGAGAUCUGUUUUCAGCCACAUCCUCAAGCAACAGAAUUAGGUUUUUUUUGGUGUGUAAGGGAGAUGCUUUAAGAACAUAGGAGUUUUUUGUUUAUUUGUUUAUUUUUGCCAGUAUUUGCCAUAUUUAAAUAUUUAUAUAUUUUUUAAAACUGAGGGAUUUGGCUAAAGAGAAUAGAUUUACCAGAGACAAUGGAGUCAUGGGCAUGCAUGCUAGAAAUCAUCACUUGUGCCAUUCUCAUUUUUGUCAGCAUUGUGGGAAAUUCUUGCUUAUUUUUUUCUACAAGGAGAUGUAUCAGUGGACCUUUACAACCAUCCUUCCUGCUUAUUUUCAAUCUUGUAUUUGUUCACCUCCUGAAAAACUUGGUUGUGAAUAUCAUGAAAAUUGUUUAUUCCUCUGGUGACAUGUUGGACUCAGUCAGCUGCAAAAUUCUCCGAUUCACAGAGACUCUGACCACUCGGCUUGCUAUUUGGUUCAUGUUACUAUUUGCGGUACUUUACCAUCGUAAGCUGUACUACAUUGUCCAUCCCUCAAGUGAGACUCCAAACUCAAAUCAUCAGAAGGGGCAUUUAAAGGCAGUUUCCAUCAUUUGGAUCACUGGAUUUGGAAUUUGUAUUCCAAUUUUAGCUUUCACUGAAAAAUCCCAACAUCUGAAUGCAGCUAAUGGUACAGGAUUGCUGUGUUUGAAGGGCCUUGACAAAGUUUGUGAGAUUGAUUUUGGAAACCAACAAGUAGAGUAUUACUAUGAGAAAAUAUUUUUAGUCCUUAUUGAUCUUCUUCCUUUGACCAUUUUAGUUUUUGUUUGCUUUUGGAUUGUUUUCCUGCUUUGGGAGCAAAAGAAACUAACAUAUGGUGGCAUUUGGAUGGGAGAUGAUGCUUUAGAGAUUGAAAUCUUUCGAGGAGCUAAAGUCAGUAUUUUGUUGACAUUACUGAUUACCUCUCUGUGGAUUUCCCACUUUGUUAUUAUUUGUUUCUUUAAAAACUUGGAAUCCUGUCAUUUUAUUCCAGCUUUGCUCACAGCUCUGUCUUCAGGUUUUUCUGUUGUUAGUCCAUAUAUUCUUAUGUUAGUUAAUUACAAAGUGAAGUUGGAUGCCUUCUGUUGCAGGAAAAAAGAAAAAUCUACUAUACAACCUACAAAUGCUCUUUCUUGUCCAUAUGCAUAAUGACAAAAUGCACUUUAUUUUUAGUUUUGGUAACACAAGAGCCUUCCUAAUAUAGGGGAAGAACAAAUCUCCCAGAAAUCCUUGUCAGCUGACAGAAAAAUUCCUUCAGGUUAGGAAAACAAAACACCUCAUAACUAAAAUAGGUAUUUCGAGAAAACUAUGAAGGAGAGAAGGUAUGGAUAAUAAUAACUUUGCAGUAAGUCUGGGGAAAGAAUGGGGGAGGAUUUAUUAAGGGCCUACUAUUUGCCAGGAACUAAACUAUGCUCUAAUUGAUUUAAAAUGUGCUAAAUUAAAAAGAUAAUCCUAAUUGUGCAAAAAAAAAAAAUUACGUUUCUUUGUUUGAUUUCUAAGUUACUAACUCAAGAAAUGAUUGUUAUAGAAAAGUUAAAUCAGCCCUACAUAAAAGUAAUCUUCUUAGAAUUAUCGGAGAUUCAGUGAUAAAAAUCACAAUCAUUACACUUAUUGAACAUCUGCUAUAAGUAAGAUACUUUGCAAGAGAAUAAUAAUAGAUUUAAUACUAGAGAUGAUACUCAUUUUCUGUGAGUUGUAACUAUUCUUUUGUGUAUGUGACAGUAAAAAUUUGUUUGUUCUUACCUAUUACUUUUCUUGAAAUGUGUCAACAUAUAUGUAAGAAAUAAAUUAAUAACACAAUUUCUUGGUUUUUUACUGACCAAAAUCAUAUUCCACUUAAAUUUGAAACAGUGUUUAUUCAUCUAAUUUAACUAUUAGCCCUCUUAGUAAUUAACAAUGCUGAAUAAUAAUUGGAAUAAAGAAUUUUAAAUUAGAAUUUGCUAAGUUGUAAUUUAUAAUUUCUAAAAAUGGUUUUUUCCUAUUAAACAUUUGAUUGUCAGAAAUUUUUAAUCUCUUAUCCAUCAAUGCUUUUCUCAUUAUGUAAGGCUAAUUGUUCCUUAAAAACAAUGUAAUGAAUUUUCAAUUUUUUUUCUUAUUUUGGUUAAUUCAUGAAUUUUAAAGAUUCAGCAUUAUUUAGAUUAAAAAUAGUAAUACAUUAUUUUCAUGCCAAGAUUUAUUUCCAGUGAAGUACAUCAUUGACUAUAGUUUCAAUUGAUGAAUAAACAUUUAUUGUUUAUUACUUGUUCCUUUGUCUACUGACAAUAACCAGAACAUGUUCAGCAACAUAUAUAUUGUCUCUCCUUGCAUUCCCCUCCUCUUUUUUCCCCUUUCUUUUCCAUUCUUCCACUCAUCUCUCUUAUCCUAUGAGGAGGUGAACAAGCAGAUUUUCAAAGCUUUUCUAGAAUAAAGAUUUCAAAUUGUUUAUUGGUUACAGAAAAUAUUUGAUUUGCUAGAGUAAAAUUCAGCUUCAAGACAGAUCUCCCUUACAUGUUAAGAUUAUGUAAGAUUCUUUAAUACAUGCAAUCAGAUAAUUUUGUAGAAUGAUAUUCUCAUUAUUGCUAUUAGCAAAGGAAUAAAAUAUGUUAUUCAAAAAAGAUAUGUGUUCAUGUUGUAUUAAAAAAAGUCCAGUUGAAAAGUAAAAUUUCUUAUAAAUGAUGAUGUUCUUCAGAUGCUUCUGUUUGUAGAUAUUUUGCUGAUCGUCUACCUAUGACUUUAUGUGAUUGUGGAUAAGUCACUUAAUAUUAUAGUGCACUAAGCAACUGUCUAAAAUUAUACAUUUCAGAGUCUUAUCUUACAGGAUUUGUACCUCGCAAGUCACAUGGGAAGAGACAAAGAAAUAAGCUAUAUUUAUUGACCAAAUUAUUAUCUGCAAUUAGUAGCACCAUUUUUAUACUUCUUCCACCAAUUCAGAUCAAGAACUGUAGGUUCUGUAUGACUGUAUCCUAUACAUAAUCAUUAUGUAGGAGAGACAGGAAAUGGCUCUAUGCCUUCCUGACUGAAGCAGAUUUCCAGACCUGAGAUAUAUAAAGGAUAUAUUGAAGAAUUGAGAAAAUGGAAGCAGAAAGACCAAUUUUCAAUUUAAUUCAACAAAUGUUUAUUAAGUAACUAUUAUGUGCAAAAUUACUAUGAUAUGACCCAAGAGAGGGAUUCAUAGUUAAGAUAAUACUUGGUCCCUUCUGUAAUAAACUUAUAUGGGUAGCUAAAAUCUGAUCUAGGAUUGAUGGCAGUGGGAAUGGAGAGGAUUAGUAAAUAAAAAAAAUAUAUUCAAAGGGAGAGUUGGUGGCACUUGACAGCUUAUUGAAUGUGGUAGGAAAAGAUAACAUCAAUUUUUUGAGCAUUUGAUAAUUGGGAAAAGGUGGUAUAUAAACUACUAAAUAGCUAAGAAAGGAGAAGCGAUCAGGUUUUUGAUAUGGAAAAAGAAUUUAGUUUUGGAAAUGUUGAAUUUUAGGUGUCAGGACACCCUGAUAGAAAUGACCAAUAGGAAGUUGAACUACAUAUGAAGUUCAGAGGAUAUAUUUUCAGUAAAAAUAGGAGUAUAUUGGCAGGAUUUGUUGUGGAGAUUUUUCCCCUACACAAUUAUUCAUAUUCACCAUUUAGAUUGUUUUAAAUCAUAAAUAUCUUUAUUUUAAUUGAGUAUAUAGCUAAUUCAUAUGAAAUUCUAAGACCUUAUAACUCUUAAUAUCAGCUCUAAAUGUUGGGAUCUGUUAUAUACACUACAGUUCAAUUAAAGGAGGUUUCCAAGUUGAGGUUUCCUCUGUGGGAGAAAAACACUCCAGUUGUUCAAACAUCCAAUCUGGAUCUCAUUAGCAAGUAGGGCCUCUGAAGAUCUCUGCAGCUGUGAGGUGCAAAGAACCAAAGAAUUUUCAAGGUAACCAGUGCCUGAAUUCUGUAGGGCUUUGAAGGUCAAAGACAACACCUUAUAUUGUACAGUGAAUAAAACAGGCAGACUUCAGAACAUCUGAAGUUUCUGGGUGGUCUUCAUGGGAAAUUCUAAGUGAGUCCACAGAGGUAGUUUAGUCUGAAGAGUACCAGGCAUGGAUUGUGAGCAGUGAGUUAAUAUCUGGGAAGGGGGGAAAAAGGGGAGAAGAAAAGAUUUAACAUCUUUUUUAUUUAGGGUAAUGAUAAAAGUUGACUAGGACAUGAUCUGUACUUACAUCAGUGUUUCAUCCUCACAAAUAAUCAGCUGUGCUUGAAUGAAGAAAUCAAUAGGCCUGUGACAUAAUUUUUAGAAUCUUCCCUUACUUGUCACUAUUAUGUUUAUUUUUCUCCAAUCUGAGCCUUAGACCAGUCAAAGAUGUUCCACAAAGCUUUACUAAUGGCCAAAGAAAGCAACCAUAUACAUUAAAUAAUCUUUGUAACAUUUAGUAUAAAACAGGACCAUUCCAGGUGGGCCAAGAAUGUGAAAUGAAAAAGUUAGCCAGUUCCCAGGCUAUUCUGUAUUUCUUUCCAGAAAACAGUGCAAGACACUAUUGGCUGAAGCUCAUGCUUAAUUUUCCCAUUCCUGUAAAUUUAUUGUUUCCUUUUUGUUUCCCCAGACAUUUUUGUUAUAAAAUAGUCUAUGAGUUGGACUUUUAAUUACAUUUUAAGUAUCAUCUAACUCUUUGAACAUAUUGUUUAUUCAUUUAAAAUUGACAAGUUAUACUGUAGAAAGUCUGUUUCCUGAGGAUAUGAAAGCCAAGCAUUCCUUCCACAUUUUGCCUCAGGAUUUCUUUUCAUAUUAUUAUUGGUUCCUUCUCCAUUGCUCUUUCUAUAUUCCAUUAC